AUGAGAGAGAAAAGAUAUGGUAAGAGAACGCUUUCAGAGAGAAAUGCCAGUUAUCUCAAGUUUCCAAAUAAGCUGGAAAAAUACUCUCGAUUCUUAAACAAAAAUAUAAGUAAAAUUGGCCUCCCAUCAAAUCUAAAGAAAGAUAAUGCAGAAAUAAAUUUACUACAGCCAGUAAGCAAUCACAGAGGUGGUGUGAAAAACCCAAAAGGGACCGCCACCAAUAAUACACCAGAACAGAACAAACAUAUGCAAGAUAUACAAAAGAAUGCCUAUGAAGAGGGGGGAGAGAAAAGCUUAACAAGAAGUAAUUUGAAGAAAUUACAGGAAAAAAUUUUCGAUAAAGAACUUAACAAUAUUUUCUGCGACCAUUGUCUUUGUAGUACGGAAAAUAGAAAAGAUAUUAAGUAUUCGCGACUUUGGUUCCUUUUCGAAUUGGAAAUGAGUGAAAACUGGAAUGAAAAUCUCCGACUUAGUUGUUACAAUAAAUACGUGUACUCUGCUAUUGACAAGUCCUGGAAAAUGGAAAAUAUUCUUCUAAAGGAACAAGAGAAGUACUAUGAAUAUUUUCCAAUAGAGCAAUUACUAAUACCCAACACUAUUGAAUACCACAGCCCAUGGAAAGGACAGGAAAAUAUUGGAGACUUAACAGUUGAAAUUGAUAGCGUUAUAGAGACCAAUCUUCAAAAGGAAAGACUUCUGCCCGAAAGCAUCUUAAUAAGAAGGGAGAAUGAGAUUGGAUUUAGCGAUUUUCAGUUGGAUGCCAGAAAGAUUCUGAAUGAUUUAAGUGCCACAUCUGAAAAUCCAUUUAACUUCUCACCAAGUGGAAAGAAAAAUAAAGCUGAAGAAAAGACCUUGGAGAUAGUUUCCGAAAAGAAGGCAAACAAGAAGAUUCUAGGGGCAUUAGAAAGGAAGCUACAUGGCGAUCGAGAUUAUUAA
Molecule: messenger RNA, 936 nt
Organism: Saccharomyces mikatae IFO 1815
Lineage: Eukaryota; Fungi; Ascomycota; Saccharomycetes; Saccharomycetales; Saccharomycetaceae
Gene: MAM1
Product: Mam1p
Exons: 1
Coding region: 1-936 (311 amino acids)
Source: RefSeq, a predicted model, not a curated record